Molecule: messenger RNA, 4472 nt
Organism: Strongylocentrotus purpuratus (purple sea urchin)
Lineage: Eukaryota; Metazoa; Echinodermata; Echinoidea; Camarodonta; Strongylocentrotidae
Gene: ddx52
Product: probable ATP-dependent RNA helicase DDX52
Exons: 14
Coding region: 8-1843 (611 amino acids)
Biological process (GO): maturation of SSU-rRNA
Molecular function (GO): RNA helicase activity; nucleic acid binding; ATP binding
Source: RefSeq, a predicted model, not a curated record
AGGAAAGAUGGCGACUUCCAUGGACCUCUUUCGUCAGCUGGGAGCUGGCGCAAAAUUUGAUUUGAGGAGAUUCAAGAGUGAUGCAGAAAAGUUUCAGGUUAUAAGACGCACUGGGAAGCAGCUUCCACAGCAAGACAUCAUCAAAGCUCUGGACAUCUUUGGAAACAGCAAGAGAAGUUCAGAUGAGACCAAAGAAAACUCCAAGAAGAAACAAAAAGUUUCUGUCGGUGAAAGAAGUGGAACAGACAACCAGGAUAACCUGAAAGGUCCCGGAAGACCUGAAAAGAUAAAGGCAAUCCGCAAAAGGAACAGGAUCCAUGUACAAGGAGAGGAUAUCCCUGACCCGGUGGAGACGUUUGAGGAGCUACAGGAGGAAUACGGUCUCCAUGACGACAUCAUCCAGAACAUUAUGAGGGUGGGGUACGCUGCACCCACACCUAUCCAGAUGCAAGCUAUACCAGUUCUCUUGCAUCGCCGUGAGCUUCUGGCCUGUGCACCGACUGGUUCAGGAAAGACUGCUGCCUUUCUACUCCCUAUUCUACAUCAACUAAAGGGUCCACAGAAGAAGGGUUUCCGUGCUGUGGUAGUGUCGCCAACGAGGGAGCUCUCUCAGCAGACGUACCGGGAGCUGAUGAGGUUAUCCGAGGGUAGCGGACUCCGCAUACACACCAUAGAACAUGGAGCUAAGGCAGCACAGAAGUUUGGACCACACACAGCUCAGAAAUUUGAUAUCCUAGUCACAACCCCAAACAGACUGGUAUACCUUCUUCAGCAAGACCCUCCUGCCAUCAAACUGAAUCACGUUGAAUGGUUGAUUAUCGACGAAUCAGAUAAGCUGUUUGAGGAGGGGAAGACGGGAUUCAGGGACCAGCUCGGAAUCAUCUACCAGGCGUGUGACUCCUCUCAGGUACGACGUGCCAUGUUCAGUGCGACCUUUGCCUACGAUGUUGAGCAGUGGUGCAGGUUGAAUCUGGAUAACGUAGUGACGGUCAGCAUUGGUGCAAGAAACACAGCUAAUGACAGGAUAGAACAAGAACUCAUUUUUGUCGGGAGUGAAUCAGGGAAACUUCUUGCAGUGAGAAAUCUAUUUAGUAAGGGCUUCACUCCCCCGGUCCUGGUCUUUGUACAGUCCAAGGAGAGGGCCAAGGAACUGUUCCAGGAGCUAAUCUACGAUGGCUAUAAUGUAGACGUCAUUCAUGCUGACAAAACCCAAACACAGAGGGACAACAUCGUGAAAGGUUUCCGAGCCGGCAAGAUCUGGGUGCUCAUCGCCACGGAGCUGAUGGGGCGGGGCAUCGACUUCAAGGGUGUGAACCUCGUCAUCAACUAUGACUUCCCGACCUCGGCUGUCAGCUACAUCCACAGGAUAGGACGAACAGGGAGGGCGGGGCUCAAAGGAAGGGCAGUCACUUUCUUCACAGAAGACGAUGCAGUUCACUUAAGAAGUAUUGCCAAUGUGAUGCGUAAUGCAGGCUGUCCAGUACCUGACUACAUGUUACAAAUCAGGAAACUUUCCAAGAGAAAAAAGAAAUUGUUGGAGAAGAAUCCAGUGAGAAGAGAUACCAUCAGAACACUUCCUAAAGAUGAACUCCGCAAAGCAAAGAGAAAAACGGAGUUAAUGAGGAAGAAACAAGGCAAGAAAAAAACCCUCGUCACGGAAGGUGGCAAAGCAGAUGAGAAUCAAGGAAAUAGUCGCGCACCGGGAAGGUCAAAAAAGAGGAAAGGAGGAAAGAAAGAUGGGUCCAAGAAGGAAGGAGUGGGAGAUAGCGAGACGAGUAAAGUAUCACCGGGGAAGCAAAAGAAGAGGAAAGUGAAGAAAAAGAAGCAAAUGCCUGCAUCGUGAUUGAAGAACUUUGGUUGGGCGGUGGCAUUGAUGUAGUGGUUAUGCAUUUAUGGACUAAAAAACAAACAUGUUAAAACCAAUUCUCUGACCUUGAGCAACAUAGUGAUAUAUCUUUAAAUAACUGGUUUUAACUUCUGCUUUCUUCUAUUGUGAUAUAAAUAUGAUAUAAAUUUGCUUUAUUUCUUUAAAUUUGGAACAAAUUUCAAAAUCUAAAAUUUAUUGUUUUUCAAUCAAAUUUUUGUCCAACUUUUAGACAAUAUUCUUACCCGCAUGAUUGAUAUUGUUUUCAUAGACAAUAAAUUUAAUUUUAACAAUGUAUUAAUAAAAGAAUACUCGUGUUGCCAAUUUGAUGAAUGAUAUCAGUUCAAAUUAGCCCUAAAAAGGUUCAAACUCCAAGGGGUUAAACUGUCAUGUUCCUGAUUGCUCUGGUGAGAAUAAUAUAUCACAGGGAAUAUAUAUGUCCUUGUAUAUGUUAUACAAUUAACUUCUACAACAAUACUCUGCACCUUUCAUUCUAUUUGAUUUUCAAGUUCAAGCUUACUUUUUAACAAAAAGAGUCAUAAGGACAUUACCAAUCUCUGAUAUUCAGACAAGGAAUGAAAACUUUGAUAUAGUAAAUUAAAUUUGAUGUACUAAAACCUAUUUGUCUGUGCAUUUUUUGUUUAUCUCUUUUGCAUACAUGACCUCAUUUUCUUCCUCAACAAACAUCCAAUCAUCUCAUGUUCAUGAUUUUUUCUGCAAAAGACACUCCACUUAAGUACACAAAAAGUAAUAUUACACUGUUCUCUCUAUUUUUACCUCUAGUUUAUUCAAUGUUAGCAACGAACUACAUGCAAUGGAUGCAACAACAAUUUAUCCUGUUCAAUAUACUAUAACUUUAAAUACUUUAAAUAAUUUAUUUCUUUAAAUAAACAUAUUUUCUUAUACAGCUACAGUCACAAAACCUUGUAAGUUAUAAAUACUCCUAAUACUCUUGGACGAACGAAAGGCUUUAGAGGCUGUAAAUCCUCACAUGUUUAUAACGAUAAUUAUAGUUAUAAUACACGUUCUGAAUUAUCCACAAAAAAAUAUUUAUAUAAAUAUUAUUGCACAAUUGAGAGCCUCAGUAAUUACAUGAUAUUUGUUGUUGUUGUAAUGCAUUUGAAUAUACAUUGUAUUUUUAAAAGAAAAUUGGCAAUUCAUUCAUGUGCCUGAGUAUUAUGUUAUCAUGUGACAGAAAGUUUCCAGUAAAUUUGAAUUUUGAAUUUAGUUAGAAUGAUUAAUUCUACAUGUUCUAUUUUUUUUUACAUAGUCUGCAUAUAAAACACUCAUUGCACCGCGAGAUCAAAUACUAUUUCAUCAACUUGACAUGUUAUGUUAACAAAGAGAACUUGAAGUUAACCACGGGUUAAAUUUACUGUAGAAAAAUUAUGCAUUCAAUUUUCUUUUUUUCUUCUUUUUUACUGAACCUGGCACAGCACUUGUACUCUUAUGUAAUGUUUUCAGUCUGGAUUACAUCUAGAUAAAUACAACUUAAAUAUGAAUUUUAUUCUAUAUCAAUGUCUUAUUUAUUCCCUCAAUUUUGUUCUGUACUUCAACUUAAACCAAUUACCUCACUUGCAUACGACCUCUCCCCCAUAUAUAGUAAAGGGGUCAUUGGCUAUACGUCAUUGAUUUGCCCAGUAUAGGCCAUCAGAUUUUUUUUUUUUAAUUUAAAUUUUACUUCAAACAUAUUAGAAAGUGAUCAGGUUUGGUACAUAAGCCUGUGUAAGCCUAUUUCAAGCACAUUGCUACAUUAGAUAAGAUAACAAUAGUUGUGUAAUUUUGUUAUAACAAAGAAUCUGUUUCUUCAAAGCAAUAUGUAGUAUCUGCCAGGGGUUCUCUAUAGAGUCUCAUCCAUUUAAUCUGGUGGGUGGAGAUGCGGCUGUCGAAGCAGACGUCACACUUUGCUUAAAUUUUCUCUACAGUCCCAUCCAUUUGAUUCAGUGCGGUAGAGAUACACAUUCUAACUAGUCUCUGAACUUGUUGAACCGGAUCCUGAGGUGGAGGUGGAGUUGGAGCUGGAACGUCUGUAGCGAGCUGCAAAAUAGGAAUCAAAAGAAAGGAAAAAAAUUAUUAACAGGAAUGGGUAUAUACUCUUAGAGCUUUCAUAUUUUGGUUUAACAUUACCGGAACUUUAUUGUUCAAACUUGCAAAAUAAAGGAGAAGAUACAAUAGCCCAGGACAUUUCCAUUUUACCGGAAAAUGUAGGGCAUUAAAAGUAUAUAUACUUUUGUAUAUACAAAAAAUUAACAACAUAGUAAGGACUGAGGAGUUAUAAGUAUUCCUAGCUAUAUAUGAAAUAAAAGGAGCUAAAUAUUGAAAAUUCAUUUAAUAUAUCAACUUAAUAAAUAGGAAGGAUACAUAAUGAAUAUGAUAAGAGUGUCAUUUGGAUUCAUGUUUAAUAUUACUAAAUUCUUCAUAAAUUGUAAUAAGAUGGAACUCAUAUUAAGCGUUAUAUAAAUCCAGAUUAUUAUUAUUAUUAUUGUAUGAAGCACAUUAAUAUGGAAGAGGACACAAUGGGGAUAGAUUGAUUCGUUCCAAUGUUUCAGUUGUUGAAAUUAGGGGAAAGUGCAGGAUUCCAAAUAAAUAUCUGACUAGCAAAAACAAA